AUGGAACCGCCAUCACCACCACAGUCUCGAGAAGAGGCGGAUGCUCAGCUACAGACCAUCGUACACGAUCGAGGCAUAGAAAAUGGGCAAGCUAAUAAAUUCACGGAGAAACAACUACGAAACGCCCUCCAGGUUCUCGCGAAAAAUCUGUAUUGCACGUCAACCCAUUUCAUUUUGGAGCUUCUUCAAAAUGCCGACGACAACGAUUACUCCAAAGCGAUUCAACGAGACUCACGCCCAAGUUUCAGGCUGAGCAUCGAGAGCUGUAUUGACAACAGCGGCGAAAUUGUUCACUACUUGGAAACGGGAUGCAACGAAAAUGGCUUUUCUCUUGAGCAAAUCGACGCUCUCUGCGCGAUCGGAGAGAGCACAAAGAGCUUAUCGAAAGAGGUCCAUUCGGGAUAUAUUGGAGAGAAGGGCAUAGGCUUCAAGUCUGUUUUCAAUGUCGCAAAUGUAGUCUAUGUCUCGAGUGGGCUCUACAGCUUCAAACUCGACAAUACAAGGGACAUGCUGGGGGUUCUCCUGCCCCUCCCCGCGGAAUUCAUCAAACCUCAGCGCGAGUCUGAAAAUACAAGCAUGGCUCUUCAACUACUUGGCAAUAGCGAGUUGGAAAGGAUUGCCGUGGAGCUUACCAAGAUCAAACCCGAAAUACUGCUCUUUCUUCGCCGACUCAGACGCAUCGUUGUCCAGACACCGGAUGAGCAGGUUGACUACUUGGCUACAUACACAGAUCACGACACAGACUUCCACUGCGAAACGCGGACUAUUACCAUGCACACAAACAAUUCGGAGCCAGCGACGGAAACUAAGUACGUCAUUAUCCGAAAGGCAGUGGAAGACAUGCCAGAAGAAUCUACAAGGAAAAACAUCGGCGUCUCAGAGGUUACUCUUGCAUUUCCGCUGGAGCAGGAUGGUAGCCCAAAGGUUCAAGAGCAGCCAAUCUUUGCAUUCCUGCCAGUUGGCCACUAUGGCUUCCAAUUUCUCAUUCAGAGCGACUUCAUUCUACUCGCGGAUCGGGAGCGCGUUCCCGCCGAAAACGCUUGGAACAACAAGAUCAGAGAAGCGAUUCCAGUUGCAUUCGAGGAGUCAGUCGAGAGAUUCAACAAAGGUGGAGGUAAACUGCGUUACUCUUGGCCACGGUACUUGGUGCGAUCUCCCUCUCACGAUGACUUUUGGGACGGUCUGGAAGAAUCCCUGAUCAGACAUCUUCAGUCUCGCCCAGUUCUUCAGAGUCGCGCGGGGAUUGAGGAUCUGCGAAAGCCGCAGGAACUCGUCUUCGUUUCUUCUGGAUACUGUCUGGAUGGAGUGCCUUUGAUCGACUCACCGAAACAACGUCACCGCCAUCUAGCAUCCGAAUACUCUCAAGAAGGAAAUCUACCCAAAGGUUUCAUGCGUCUGGGGGUAAGUACCAUGGUUGCUGACGUGUUUGUGUCACAUUUCUGUGAAUGGGUUUCAGUAGAGAAACCCGACCUCACCACCAAGUCACAGAAAUGGCACAGUAAAGUGGCUGCUAUUCUCGUCCGCUCUGAGUCUUGGAAAAAGAGACUACGACGCUUGCCACUUGUGCCAACACUGGACGGGGAUCUGCUUCCUGCGCGCACGGCAGACCUAUACCUGGCGGCGAAGGCAGACAUCCAAGGUGCUCCUCAAGGCCUUGGCCUCUUCUUCGUGCUCCCCGAUGCGCGAUCCGAUGCCAAGAGAGACGCCCUCUUUGAAUGGUUAGGGAUCAAAAAGAUCACAUCGAACGAUAUUUGCAAUCGAAUUCUCCAAGACCAUAACAAACGGAAUCAUGGUUGGGACCCCCGAGGAACCGAGCGUCUCAUCGAAGACGCGUUCUACUUAUUCCACAAUCAUCGUCCGCAUUGGCUUCCAAAGAUGAACCUCUGGGUUGCUACCUCCAACGGAAACGAGGUUUGCCGCGCCGAUACCGUCUACCUCAUCGACCCAAAGAUCCAACAUAACCUCAUUAGCAAGCACUCUCCUGAACCCAAGGCUUGCAUGAACGUGCUGCAUCCUGAUUACUUCAGUCGAGGUGAGAUCGCAGGUGAAGAACGCGCUGCCCAAAAAGGCGCCUUCAUUGAGUGGUUGAAGAACAAACACGGAGUCGCAACAUCGUUCAAGUUACUUGUCCGUGAUCAGUCCUCUUCGGAAGUCGUCCUUAGUCGCGAAAGUCGAUGGCUUCUCAAAAAUGACUCCAUGGGCUUCAUACAACUCUUAAGAGACGAGUGGCUUCGAAACGGGCUGUUCUUCGAAUACAGGGACUGCCUCUCAAUUCUGCACCCACAUGUCCAGGCCAUGACAGUGCCUUGUCGAGACGGGGUCCAACGGAAACUCCAGGACACAGCGGUACCAGCCAAAGCUCUGCUCCUCCACUGUCCACAUCUUGCAUUUGCAGAUUUUCCUGACCCAGAGGACUUGAUAUGGCAGAAAUUUGGAGCCUUUUCAGUCACUACUAAACCCAGUGUAGAGGCCUACGUCAUGGAACUCGAGACGAUGAAAGGUUUGGCCAUUGAUGCGGAUACUAUGAAGGCUGCGAGUCACAUUUAUCUGUAUCUGGCCAACAACAGCAAAGAGAUCUCGGAUGCUCAGCGUCAAGCCUUCGAGCACGCCAAGACGGUCUAUCAUCCAGUCCAUGGUUGGCUCACCCCGAACGAAUGCACUUGGAAGGCUCCUGUCUGCCUUGAGAACAUCCGACCCCUUGCUGAGUUCUAUCCUAAAUGUGGGACUUUCUUUCAAGAGAUACUCCAAAUCCCGGAUGCCGGUAUUCCUGACGUUAUCAGAGAGUUGGGGCGUUUGGGAGGCCUAUCAGCGGACACUUCAAAGGCGCAGUCGAUAAAGACAGUGCUCCUCUUCUUGUGCAAGUAUCUCUCAAGUAUGAAGGAUCCUGCAAAAAUGCCUCAGUGCUUCGAACCAAGAGCACUCCCAUAUUUCAAGGUUUUCCCCAUGCUACCUACCAAGCACAACUCAGGAGGUCCAGACGGCGCAACGUUCUUGUCUCUCAAUGAUAGCUGGUUCAUUGCCGACCGCACGGCAUUACGGACCGCGUUUGAGGGGAAAGUUUCCCUCCUGGAUUUCGACGUCAAAGAUAUUGACAAGAUCAUGCCAUUGGUAGCAUGGCGUCACCUCUCUCCUCGACUCCUCAGCAAUGCGGUAGAAGAGCAUAUCACUUACGUGAGCGCACCGAUAGCCCAUCCACUUUGGUCUGAAAACAUACAGAAGAAAGCAAAGUACAUUGCGCUCCUCGGAACCAAAGCGACGCCGACGAUUCCUACCUUCAAGGUUUCGCUAGCCUUGGGCAUUUCAGUGCAAAGAGCAAUCGGCGAAACAGUGGGCGAGUCUCGCAAAGGGCACAUUUCUAUCACGGAAGAGAAAGAUGUCAUUCAUGUCGUCGUCUUGCGGAACCCUUUCAAAGAUACCAAUCGACGGGUCGACAUGGAGCUCGCUGACUUGUUUAGCCGGCUAUUUGCAAUCCAGGACGUCGAGCGCGGCCUUCUCAUCUCACACAUCCUCAAAGGCAGCUUUGCCGACGUGCGAGACAUGUUGGAAGGAGUCAACAUUCGUGUUCUCUUCGACGACGACCUCGACGUCUCCACCGGCGUGUACAGCUCAAUGACCAACUCGACGGAAGAUCCCACCGUCGCUUACAGAGAGCUGACUAGUGCAGUCGGGAUGGGGGAUGUUGCCAGGCAGUCAACUCCCACAAUGUCCUACGCUCAGGCCUAUGAUAGAAGUUUUGGGGACGAUGAUUCAGACUAUGAUCCCCAAUCUUACAGGUUCGAGGAAGUUGGAUUUGCGGCAGAAGAUUUUGUCAAUUGCUACUUUUCCAAGGAAAUACCCGACUGGGAGCCCGAGAAGCAUUGGACAAGCCGUCUUCGGAAGAGAUGUGGUUACUCGGACUUCCUUGGUGAUGAGUCGGUCACAGCUGAUUUCACGUACACGGACAAAGGAGGAGGAUACAUGCUCCCGCUACUUCAUAACGUGGGCAUCGUCGAGGAGACCUGGUUUCGCCGAACCAUCACGUAUCACAUGGAAGUGAAGGGAACGGUUCGCGGACUCGAGGAGCCUUUCCACCUAAGCCAGAAGCAGAUGAAUCUGACUCAAAAGUAUCGCUUGGACAAGAGCAAGAUACCGACGGAUGUCUUCAUCAUCGUGCGGGUCUACGAAAUUGAGGGUGAGAAGCCAAGCUUCCGUUUCUACCUCGACCCGUGGGUCAAGAUAUUCAAUGGAGAAUUGGUCCUGACAUCGGAUCAUGGAUACUGUGUCGCGCCUUCGAGCGUUAGAUGGACUUGA
Colletotrichum paranaense is the source of this 4290-nucleotide messenger RNA. RefSeq lists its product as uncharacterized. The coding region runs from base 1 to 4290 and encodes 1429 amino acids. Lineage: Eukaryota; Fungi; Ascomycota; Sordariomycetes; Glomerellales; Glomerellaceae. The transcript has 6 exons. The record is from RefSeq and is a predicted model, not a curated record.